This is a messenger RNA of Cynocephalus volans (Philippine flying lemur), 2670 nucleotides long. It is a transcript of the gene ADAM12, whose product is annotated as ADAM metallopeptidase domain 12. Gene Ontology annotation, biological process: proteolysis. Bases 1 to 2670 code for a protein of 889 amino acids. The transcript is spliced from 23 exons. Gene Ontology annotation, molecular function: metalloendopeptidase activity. NCBI's taxonomy places the organism in Eukaryota, Metazoa, Chordata, Mammalia, Dermoptera, Cynocephalidae. The record is from RefSeq and is a predicted model, not a curated record.
AUGACUCAGGAUGAAAAACUGGGCUGUUUUGCUUUUGAUUCAGGGGUGAGCUUGUGGGACCAGAGAGGAGCUUAUGAAGUUGUCAGUGCCUCGCUUUUGAACGGAGACAUCUGGAUCCCCAAAAAGAGCAUCGACUCAAAGAACCAUCCAGAAGUGUUGAAUUUUCGAAUACAACUGGAAAGCAAGGAACUGAUCAUAGAUCUGGAGAGAAAUGAAGGUCUCAUUGCCAGCGGUUUCACAGAAACCCACUAUCUGCAAGACGGUACCGAUGUCUCCCUCACUCGAAAUUACACGGGUCAUUGUUACUACCACGGACACGUGCAAGGAUAUCCUGGUUCGAUGGUCAGUGUCAGCACUUGUUCUGGUCUCAGGGGACUUAUCGUGUUUGAAAAUAAAACCUACGUCUUAGAACCCAUGAAAAAUGCAACUGAUAGAUACAAAUUCUACCCAGCAACAAAACUGAAAAGCAUCUGGGGACUGUGUGGAUCGCAUCAUAACACAUCAGGCCUCUCCACAGGAAACAUGCUCGCACCGUCCUUUCAGACGCGGGCAAGAAGGCAUAAAAGAGAGACCCUCAAGAUGACCAAGUACGUGGAGCUGGUUAUUGUGGCAGACAACCGAGAGUUUCAGAGGCAAGGAAAAGAUCUGGAAAAAGUUAAGCAGCGAUUAAUAGAGAUCGCUAAUCACGUUGACAAGUUUUACAGGCCACUGAACAUUCGGAUAGUGUUGGUAGGCGUGGAAGUGUGGAAUGACAUUGACAAAUGCUCUAUAAGUCAGGACCCCUUUGCCAGCCUCCAUGAAUUUCUGGACUGGAGGAAGAUGAAGCUUCUACCUCGCAAAUCCCAUGACAAUGCACAGCUUAUCAGUGGGGUUUACUUCCAAGGGACCACCAUCGGCAUGGCACCCAUCAUGAGCAUGUGUACGGCAGAACAGUCCGGAGGGGUUGUCAUGGACCAUUCAGACAGCCCCCUUGGCGCGGCAGUGACCCUGGCACAUGAGCUGGGCCACAAUUUCGGGAUGAACCAUGACACACUGGAGCGGGGUUGUAGCUGUAAAACAGCUGCUGAGAAAGGAGGCUGCAUCAUGAACCCUUCGACCGGGUACCCGUUUCCCAUGGUGUUCAGCAGCUGCAGCAGGAAGGACCUGGAGACCAGCCUGGAGAAGGGAAUGGGAAUGUGCCUCUUUAACCUGCCAGAAGUCAAGCAGUCUUUCGGGGGCCAGAAGUGCGGGAAUGGAUACGUUGAAGAAGGAGAGGAGUGUGACUGUGGGGAGCCGGAGGAAUGCAUGAAUCGCUGCUGCAAUGCCACCACCUGCACCCUGAAGCCGGAUGCCGUGUGCGCUCACGGGCUGUGCUGUGAGGACUGUCGGCUGAAGCCUGCAGGAACCGCAUGCAGAGGCUCCAGCAACUCCUGCGACCUCCCAGAGUUCUGCACGGGGGCCAGUCCUCACUGCCCAGCCAAUGUGUACCUGCACGAUGGGCACCCGUGUCAGGGGGUGGAUGGCUACUGCUACAAUGGCAUCUGUCAGACCCACGAGCAACAGUGCGUCACGCUCUGGGGACCAGGUGCGAAACCUGCCCCUGGGAUCUGCUUUGAGAGAGUCAACUCUGCAGGUGAUCCUUAUGGCAACUGUGGCAAAGACUCCAAGAGUUCCUUUGCCAAAUGCGAGAUGAGAGAUGCUAAAUGUGGAAAAAUCCAGUGUCAAGGAGGGGCCAGCCGGCCAGUCAUUGGUACCAAUGCCGUUUCCAUAGAAACAAAUAUCCCACUGCAGGAAGGAGGCCGGAUUCUGUGCCGGGGGACCCACGUGUACUUGGGCGAUGACAUGCCAGACCCAGGGCUUGUGCUUGCGGGCACCAAGUGUGCAGAUGGAAAAAUCUGCCUCAAUCGUCGAUGUCAGAAUAUCAGCAUCUUUGGUGUUCACGAGUGUGCAAAGCAGUGCCACGGCCGAGGAGUGUGCAACAGCAGGAAGAACUGCCACUGCGAGGCCCACUGGGCGCCCCCCUUCUGUGACAAGUUCGGCUUUGGAGGAAGUACAGACAGCGGCCCCAUCCGGCAAGCAGAUAACCAGGGCUUAACGCUGGGAAUUCUGAUGACCAUCCUGUGCCUUCUUGCUGCUGGUUUUGUGGUUUAUCUCAAAAGGAAGACCUUGAUACGACUGCUGUUUACAAAUAAAAAAACCACCAUUGAAAAGCUAAGGUGUGUCCGCCCUUCCCCGCCGUGCAGUGGCUCCCCCCCUGGCCAGGCUCACCUCACCCACCUCAGCAACGGCCUGAUGAGGAAGCCGCCGCAUUGCAACGUGCCUAAGGACAAUCCCAGGAGAGUGCCACAGUGUCUGAACGUUGACAUCAGCAGACCCCUCAAAGCCCUCGAUGUCUCCCAGCCCCCUCAGCGAGUGCUCCCGCCCCUCCACCAGCCUCCGCGUGCACCCAGUGUCCCCGCCAGGCCCCUGCCGGCCAACCCUGUGCUUAGGCAGGCCCAGGGAACUAGGAAGCCAAACCCUCCUCAGAAGCCUCUGCCUGCAGAUCCUUUGAGCAGGAUGACUCGGCUCCCCAACGCCUUGGCGAGGACCCAGGGACAGCAGGGGCCCGGGCUCCACCCAGCACCCAUCAGACCUGCUCCUAAAUGUCCACACCAAGUGCCCAGAUCCACCCACACCGCCUCUAUUAAGUGA